UACAAAUACAACAAUAUAAACAAUUGGUUUUGGAGGGGAAAACGUACGAAAAAUUCCCAUCUUGUUGGAUGGAUUUUUUUUGUUGUUGUUUCAAAAGAUAUACAACAAUGUAAACAAUUGGGUAUUGGAGGGGAAAACGUAUAAAAGAUUCUCAUCUUGUUGGAUGGAGUUUUUUUGUUGUUGUUGUUUCAGCCUAAAGCCAAAGCUGAAUGACAACUACGUUUAUCAUCUUCUUAUGAUGUGUCUUUGAUUCAAGAAACCUGUUCAUUAUUUCACUUUUGUUAAUUAAAUUAUUAUCUCCUAAUAAACUAAAUGGAUUGAACACUCCUCCCUAUUAAUAGUGCUUUGUUUUCAUUUGUGUUUACAUUUCCUUCAAGAGCGUAUUCCGUAAAUAAUUAAAUAUUAUAUAGGUAAUAGUUAUUGAAGUUGAAAACAAUUUUAAUGGCUAGAAUUGAAAGCGGCUCUGCAAUAUUAAAUGACCAACUUGAUUAUAAUUACAAAAACUACUUAAACGAUGGAUUAGCGGAUGAUGAUUCAUGGAUGGAGAAUGCAAGUCAGAAUGAAGAGGAUUUUAAAGAAUUUGACCAUAUUGCUGAUGAUCAUAUACCACCAUUAAGUAAUAUUGAUGAUUCAAGCGAUGAAAGUGUUAACAGCUGUCAAGCUAUAGAUUUCACAUUGCACACUAUAGCUGAAGAGAGCUGUGAAGAUAGUGAAUUCGAUUUGAAUAAGUGCAAAGACAAAUAUGGAUAUCCGAAUACAAAAAACGAUGUUUCGCCAACAUAUAUGGAACAAUAUUUUGUUUUUGGUUUUGAUGAUCGAAAUACAAGUGGCAAUUGUCUUGAAGAUAGUUCGUCUGAAAUAUUUAGCGAUUUUAGUGACAUUGUGGAACAAGAACCAAAGGAAACAAAUAAUGACAUUUAUGUUCAGAAACAAUCUGAUCUUCCUAAAUCAAGACUUGAAAAAUAUUUCCUCUCCGAAUUUAUGGGAUUUUGUGUAGAAAAUAAGUCCGAUAGUAGCGUUGGUAGUGACAGUGAAGGAAAACCAACUCCAAAUCAACGAAAAAAAAAGUUACGAACAAGGCGAACACCCAGAUCUAAUUAUUCUUCCCUUGAUAAUUUACUCGUUGAAUGUGCAGAGCAUGUCGAACAAUCUAUUGAAAGUCCGGAGUCUUCUGAAUCGGACGUAGAUGUAUUUCCAAAUGAAGUGGUAAUAUGUGAUAAAUUAGAUAAUAUACAUUCGGUGAAAAGAAAAAAAAAUUAUAGAAAACGUGAAUUGGUCGAACUGACAACUUCAACUUCUUCAGCAGAAUGUGGUAAGCUCAGCAAAUCUUUGAUAUCAGAACUAUUACCAAACAAGUCUGUUGGGAAUCUGAAAAAUUACCAAGUAUUGUUCAAUUCAAACAAAAGAAGUGAUUUAAGGAAAAACCAAUUUACAAAACUCGAAACUUCUUACAAUAGAGCUGAUAGUUUUAAUAAUUGGAGCUCAGACGAAGAAACAAAUAUUAUGAUGUCGAAAAUGAGACAUUUUUUUAAAACUCUUAUAGCUGUUAAAACUAAUAAUGCAAACUUGAACUCCUCUUCUCCAAACAAGGAUCCGAUUGUUAUAUGUAAACCUAAAUUCAUUCCAUUCCCUUAUUUUGAAAGCGAACUCAUCCGACUUAUGAAAACUGUUCCUGGAAUGAAUAAUCAGCAGUUAAAGGAAAUUGUAGAAUAUUUAAGUAGCGAAGAAACAUGGUCUGAUUCAAACGAUUCCUCCGACUUUAACACUUCUAAUAUUGAUAUAGUUUAUAAGGAUAAAAAGCAUAGUCAAUACUCUGCUCAAUGUAACUGUAAAGAUGAUUCGAUACAAAAUGUAAGUCAAGACAAUAGAAUUUGCUUUAUAGGACCAGAAACCGUUUUAAUAUAUACAAACUUGUUUAAGUCGUUUAUGCUAAAAAGUUCCAAAAUGGCUAAAACUAAAAUAUUGGAAGUCAAUAAAUAUGAUGACCACUUGAGUAAAAGCUUAAAAACUGAACAACUUCUUGAAAAUAUUUGGCAGCAUAUUGGUCAAAAAUUAGUCGAUUUAAUGCGUGAAGAUAACAUCAAUACUGAUUGUGUAACAAAGCAAAAUAUAGAAGAAAUCACAGAAAUAUGUAAAUUAAAUGUAGUAAAAUCCCAGAAUGAAAAUAUUUUAAACAACAUGGAUAAUUCGGCGAUUAUCGAAAGUCAACAACCAGCUUUCUCACCCAGGAGCAAAUCUCACGAUACAUUAUUGGGAACUUCUAGAUCUUGGCACUCUUAUUCUAACAGUGCUGUGAAUGACAACUCAAGCGAAACUAGUGAUUGCGACCGUUUUUCAUGGCGAGGUAGUUUCGAGUCGGCGCUUUUAGCUCCGGGAGAUUCUAGAUAUAAAUUGCCUAAUUAUCGGGAUAAUGGAUUCCGUAUAUCGCAUCUGGAUCGAGUUCAAAGUUGUGGAAGUAUUUUAAGCAGUGAGAAGAGUAAAUGUCUUGAAAUUCAAAAAAAGUGGUUAUCUACCUGUCUAUGUAAUAAAUUAGAUAAGGAAACGUCCUUUAGAAGAUUGCUGCAAAAAAAGAUGUGUACAAAUUCUCUUCCUGGAUUACAAUCGAAAAAAAACGCUGCAAAUUCAGAGUUUGAUCUAAGUGAAGUUCAAUCAAGUGUUAAAAGUGCACGAUAUCGUUCACCAGCUAUACAAUCUAAUAACCCUUUGGCUCUAACAACAUCAACAAGAAAUCAAAAUAAAACACAAGGAGAAACACAACAUUUAAACUGCUCAAACAAACACAUAUCAACAAGUUCAUGCUUUGGCAAGGUUUCUACAUCGGACCCAAAUUGUAAACCAAAUACUUCUCCUUCAGUAAAACAAAAAAUUGUUUCCCAAAUUAAUACUACUAAUUGCGAAGGUCGAACCGAACAAACAAGUGUCUGCCCUGAUAAUCCGACUGAGAAUGUGAAAGUUAAGGGACAAGUCGAGUUUGGUAUGCAAUACAAUUAUAAAAUUAAUGCUCUUGAAAUACUUGUUGUCCAAUGCAAAGAUCUGGCUUCAGUUUCUUCAAACAAAUGUAAAAGCGAUCCAUAUGUGAAGGUUUACGUGUUACCUGAUCUGUCUAAAUGUGCAAAACGUAAAACAAAGGUGAAAAAACAAACUUUGAAUCCUGUAUUUAACGAAACUUUACGUUUUCAUAUUCCAAUAUCAAAACUAAACAAAAGUUCCAUUUGGUUAUCUGUAUGGAACUCCGAUUUUCUUGGUAAAAAUGAUUUUCUAGGAGAAGUCAUUCUAGACUUAAGAGACAAAGUUUUUGAUAAACCCCAGUCGGAAUGGUACACGUUACAUCAAAAGAGUCCCAUAUUUGAUGAUGAUUCAAAAUAUCGCGGGCAUUUAAUUGUAGCUCUUAAGUUUAUGCCCCGAGAAAUGCAUAUAGAAUCAAAUAGUAAAAUAGAGAACACAAAUGCUUUCAUAAAAGGUAAACUUUGUAUAUUAGUAAAAGAAGCAAAGUAUCUAUAUGCGCAUAAAAACAGUGGUACAAGUGAUACUUUUUGUAAAAGCUAUCUACUACCUGAUCGAACUAAAAGUACUAAGCAAAAAACACAUGUUAUAAAAAAAUCUUUUAAUCCUGUAUGGAACUUCACUUUUGUUUACGAAAAUUUAACAAUAAAUGAACUUUCAACGAGAGCAUUAGAACUAACUGUUUGGGAUCAUGACAGUUUAAUAAGUAAUCAGUUCAUUGGUGGUGUGAGAUUCUCAUUGGGAAGCGGUGCGAACAGCGGGAACGAGCUUAUUUGGAUGGACUCUAAUGAAAAGGAAAUUUCCUUAUGGCGUGAGAUGAUGAACCGCCCAAACUUUUGGAUUGAAGGAAGUGUUAAGCUUAGAUCAAAUUUAAAUGAAAUAUUAGAUAGGAAUGAUUCUCGGCUAUCAGUUUAAUCCAAAGGUUGAUAUAAUUUUGUAUUCCUUUAAGCUUAUUAUACUUCAAUAUCAAUAAUAAAAUUCGGUAAUAUCUAUUCAUA
Messenger RNA from Eupeodes corollae, 4001 nucleotides. RefSeq lists its product as uncharacterized. NCBI's taxonomy places the organism in Eukaryota, Metazoa, Arthropoda, Insecta, Diptera, Syrphidae. The coding region runs from base 442 to 3918 and encodes 1158 amino acids. The record is from RefSeq and is a predicted model, not a curated record. Gene Ontology annotation, cellular component: exocytic vesicle; plasma membrane. Gene Ontology annotation, molecular function: neurexin family protein binding. Gene Ontology annotation, biological process: exocytosis. The transcript is spliced from 7 exons.